AUGUCAACAUCUGCAUCCUCGUCCAGUGCAUCUGCUGCAUCCUUCUCAUCAAAACCUGCAAUAUCAAAUUCACAAGCAUAUAACAAUUACAAGAACAUUCGAUUUAGAUUAAUUCCACAUGUACUAAUAACCUUCUUACAUAUAACACUUUCUACACUUUGUUUAUUUUAUUUGCCACACGGACAUCUUUUUGAUGAUCCAUUAGAAAGUUUAAAUGUUACCAUCAAGUUACUUUUCAUUGAACAAAUUUUAUGCGAAACAAUCAGGUGGUUUGCAUACUUGGAAUACGAAGAGAAGAUUGGCAGAGAUCAGACAAACAAUGGAUUUACAGCAAAGAUUUAUAUUUUUAUGGCCGUUAUAUUAACAUUUUUUGGUGCAUGUUGUUAUCACAUUGUUGCUAUAUUUUUUGGCGCUCCUAUGAUUGAUGAUGUUCUAUAUACUUGGUUAUUUGGAUUAUACAUGUCAUUACUCACCACAUUUCCAUCAGCCUCAACAUUAAAGAACCAUAAAUCUUUAUGGAUAAAAGUAUUUCCUGAUUACAGUCCUGAAUCAAUUCCUGAAAUAAUGAUAUUUUAUUCUACAUUUUCUACGAUUAUUGGAGCUUGGUUAAGUGGAUCUGUGAUUGUUUUGGAUUGGGAUAGACCAUGGCAGAAAUGGCCUAUUCCUUGUGUUAUUGGUGGAUAUUUAGCAAGUCCCAUAAAGGUUUAUCUUUUCCAAAUUUGUUUGGAUAUGUGA
This is a messenger RNA of Entrophospora sp. SA101, 735 nucleotides long. The record is from the annotation of a GenBank genome assembly. Lineage: Eukaryota; Fungi; Glomeromycota; Glomeromycetes; Entrophosporales; Entrophosporaceae.